UUACACUCAUCUCUUUAUUCUACUUAAUUAUUAUUGUAUUCCAAAUGAUGCCACUUAAGUUCAGCACACCUUCUGAGCUUUAUUGAUGCUUCGGUUCCGGUAGACUGUCUUUUUAAUGUACUUUUUAUGCAGAAAGAAGAAACAUCAACCAAGAGAAGGAUAAAAGAUAAGUUAUUGGAUUUGGGUUUUAGACUUAAUUCUUUAUCGACAAACGAAACGUAGUUAAAUUUUGACUGGGCUGGUGAAAAAUCACAAAUGUAACGGCAGCAGCGAAAAUAACCGCUCAUGCGCUCUGUUAAAGUAAAAUAAGGACAAGAAGGGGAAACCCUACCGAUAAAGUCACAGGUUCGCAGAAAUGCGCAUUUAUUGGUUAGCAAAUCCUACAAGCGGCUUGGUCGUUUUCUUUGCAUCAUUAUGAUCGAAAACAACCUCGAAGGGCAAACUCUUAGAGUGGGUAUCACUGAGUCUUCUAUGUUGACUGAUCCUUAUUAUGGAGCGACUGAUCAAACCGUAAAAGUGCUAAAAAUUAUCAACUUACUUCAGUCCCAGUUGAAUUUCACCUACCAAUUGAUCUCUUUACCUAAAGCUAGCGGGAUCGGUAUCCGCCAAGAAAAUGGAAGCUGGAGUGGUUUAAUUGGAUUACUGGAGAGAAAAGAGAUUGAUGUAAUAGCAGAACGUGUUCUAUUUUUACCUCACUUUCGAGAUGCUGUUGAUCUGUCAAUUCCACUCGGACAGGACGAAUGGGUUACACUACAAAAACAGCCAUCUCGCUUGAAUUCGCUUACCGCACUUUUAUCUCCAUUUGAAAUCGAAGUUUGGUUGUUGGUGGCUCUAUCAAUUGUUGGCAUGAUCCCAGUCAUGUUCAUCAUAUACCGACUCCAUUUAAAGUUCCAUCCUCAAGCAGCAAAUUAUUUCCGCGGAAGACUAAGCGACUUUGUUCUUUUUGUCGUGGUUUCACUGUUAAAGCAGGAUCAUAAACUUCGCAUCUCUAUUCAUUCACAGAGGGUUUUGAUGGCCACUUGGUGGAUAGUUGGUCUUCUUUUAACAACCUUCUACACGGCAAAUUUGACCGCUUCCUUGGCUCGUCCUUACCGAGAGCGAUCACUUCAACAUCCUCGAGAGCUGUCUUGGCCGGCAUACAAGGAUUCGAAAUGGCUUACUUUAAGCGAUAAGCUAAUGCCUAAGAUUUCGAGUCACAAUCAAGAAUUUAUCAAACCAAAUCACACGGGAGCGACUGAUUUCGAUCUGCUGAGUCAACAUCUAAAAACUGGUCGAGGAAAUCUAGUGAGUUCCAUUCACGCUGCGCUAAACCUGACAAAAAGAGGUUACAUUUGGUUCGGUCCAUAUGAAAUGCUUCUGGAAGUAAUGUUGGUGAAUUAUCGUCUCAACCAAGCUAAUAAUGGAACGCAUGAAUGCUCCUUCUUGAUAACUGACAAGAGACUGAGUUACUUAACUGUAGAAUACGGGCUAGCCUUUGCUAAGAACUCGUCACUCACUCCAAUUUUCAAUCAAGCAAUAAGGUUAAUUGAUCAGUCAGGAAUUCUAGAGUUUUCACGACGGGCUAGUUUUACUGGCAAAAACCCGUGUUCCAUAGGCAAUGGUUAUACGUCAAGAGCCAUGCAGCUUGGCGACUUCCUCGGACUAUUUUGUAUCACCUUAAUUGGAUUAUCUACCGCUACCGUUACCUUUAUUUGGGAGAGGAUCCCAAAGUAUUGCAAAUCGUGGCGUAAGAAGACAACGAAUACGGCUGCAGUUUCUCCCGUAUCUGCCGUCUGCAAACCAGUGGUCCCCAAUCAGAAAAUUUCGAAUGCAAAUACCUAUCAGCUGGAAUUGGAAAUCGAGAAAUUAACAGAGGAGAUUGAUCGAAUGCUUUUAACUGACAAGGAUAUUCGAGGUAUUCUGUAUGAAUUAUUUUAUACCAAAUGAUUGUUAGUACAUUGUCUCC
Molecule: messenger RNA, 1945 nt
Organism: Daphnia pulex (common water flea)
Lineage: Eukaryota; Metazoa; Arthropoda; Branchiopoda; Diplostraca; Daphniidae
Product: glutamate receptor ionotropic, delta-1-like
Exons: 10
Coding region: 415-1926 (503 amino acids)
Cellular component (GO): membrane
Molecular function (GO): ligand-gated monoatomic ion channel activity
Source: RefSeq, a predicted model, not a curated record